Messenger RNA from Fusarium mangiferae, 1323 nucleotides. RefSeq names its product putative acyl-CoA dehydrogenase. The transcript has 3 exons. The coding region runs from base 1 to 1323 and encodes 440 amino acids. NCBI's taxonomy places the organism in Eukaryota, Fungi, Ascomycota, Sordariomycetes, Hypocreales, Nectriaceae. The record is from RefSeq and is a predicted model, not a curated record. Gene Ontology annotation, molecular function: flavin adenine dinucleotide binding; oxidoreductase activity, acting on the CH-CH group of donors.
AUGAGCUCCGCGGCACCAACAGUGCCCUUCUCUGAACCUCCAUGGCUCACGGGUCUGCCAUCACCGUAUUAUAACGAGUCCCACAGGAAAUGGCAGAAGGCAUGCCGCGAAUUUAUCUCAGAGCACUUGGCACCGUAUGCGCUACAAUGGGAGACCGAGGGAAGCGUCCCUGAUCACGUCUUUGAGACCUUCUCCAAGCACAACAUGCUCAUCCCCAAUUUGCCCGCUCCACUGCCAAUCGAUAUGCUAAAGAGGCUCGGAAUCACUAAGCUCGCAGGGGAUCUCAGCAUUGAAGAGUUCGAUUACAUGCACUUUUCCAUCUACAUCACUGAAAUGCGCAGAGUUGGUAUUGGCGGUCCAGCUUCUUCCCUGUCGACUGGCAUGGCCUAUGGUAUGCCCCCAAUCAUUACAUAUGGUAGCGCCGAGUUGCAGAACAAACUACUUCCGGAUUUGAUAAGGGGCAAGAAGAGGAUCUGCAUUGCCAUCACUGAGCCUGACGCUGGUAGUGACGUGGCGAACAUUACUACGACAGCUGAGAAGAGUCCCUGCGGCAAGUUCUACGUUGUGAACGGAGAGAAGAAGUGGAUCACCAACGGUAUCUGGUCGCAUUACGCUACGAUGGCCGUUCGUACAGGAGGCUCUGGUGCUUCAGGUCUAUCGCUUCUUGUGGUUCCACUAUUGGACUAUCCAGGCGUCACCAUGCGGCGAAUGAAAACAAGUGGAGGAACGACAAGCGGCACAACCUUCAUUGACCUGGAGGAUGUCAAAGUGCCAGUCAAGAAUUUGAUCGGUCCGGAAGGCCAAGGCAUGAAGAUGAUUACGCGGAACUUCAACCACGAAAGACUUGCAAUCUCGAUUGGUGUUGUCUCCUCAGCUAGGGCAGCCCUCUCAGCAGCGUUUGCAUAUGUUCUCAAGCGCGAAGCCUUUGGAAAGCCUCUGAUGGACCAGCCAGUCGUUCGUAACCGUCUAGCCAGGGCAGGUGCAGAGCUCGAAUCAAUCUCAGCUUGGACGGAGCAGCUCGUCUAUCAGCUGUCUAAUCUUGAGGGCCCAGAUAUGAGCCAGGUCUUGGGAGGUCUGCUGGCGUUAGCCAAAGCCAAAGCCGGCCUCGUCAUUGACGAAUGCGCUCGCUGUGCUGUUCUGCUCUUUGGCGGUAAUGGAUACACACGGACCGGCCAGGGAGAGCUGGUGGAAAAGAUCUAUAGAGAGGUGCCGGCUGCGAGGAUCCCUGGGGGUACUGAGGAUGUCAUGUUUGAUUUGGCUAUUCGUCAGCUCGUUAAGGCGUAUCAGUCAAAGACGAAGACACUCAAUGCGCCAAAGUUGUAA